CCACUGUGUGGCGACGUCAUGACUCCAACCCCAGCCUUGAAAGACGCGUCGCGCGGAUACAGUAGGCAGCUUCAUUCAAUUUCAUUGACUGUAAAUGGAAGCUUAUUUUUUUGUUUUUCGCGUUGCGUUGCUAGCAAUGUAGAUGGGUGCAAAGGGUUAACUGUGAUGUCAGCUGCAGAGGCAGGGACUGCUACUCACUGCAAACAGUUUCCACCCUGCAUUAAAUACAAUACCAACACAGUCCGUCAGUGAACAGACCGUGUGUCAAACGGUAGAGACAAAAUACAUGAGCGACGAGCAGCGAACAUCUGUCGGAUUCAGCCGCGUCCGACGAUCUACUAAGUACUUUUGAAUGGCUGUGACAUCCUAACGUCUCUGCCGUAUCCCACAGUCAGACCAUGAACUACGUGGGCCAGCUAGCCGGUCAGGUUUUUGUGCAGGUGAAGGAGCUGUACAGAGGCCUUAACCCCGCCACCCUGUCCGGCUGUAUUGAUGUAAUUGUGGUGCGUCAGCCCGACGGCACUCUGCAGUGCUCGCCUUUCCAUGUCCGUUUCGGCAAGAUGGGAGUGCUGCGCUCUCGGGAGAAAGUGGUUGACAUUGAGAUAAAUGGGGAGCCGGUCAGCUUACACAUGAAACUAGGUGAAAAUGGAGAGGCAUUCUUUGUCAAAGAAACAGAAAGUGAUGAGGAGAUGGUGCCGUCCCACUUGGCUACAUCGCCCAUAAUUUCAGAGGGCUCUGCCCUAAUGCAGGCCCAAGUUGGAAAAGGCACGUCCCGUCUGUCUGACUCUGGAAACGAAACCUCCAUUCAAACCCUGGGAUCCAUGCAGGCCCCUUGUGACAGUUCAAUAAUGAAGAAGCGAAGGAAGAGAAGGAGAAAAUCCCAAGUAGACAGCAUGAAGCGAGAGGACAACGGAGACUUUUCAGAAGACGAAGACAUGUUUCCCAUUGAUAUGAGUUCUGAUGAUGAUACAGAGACUACAGGAAGCAGAGCCAUGUCACAUGAACUAUUUGCUGAGCAGGUGAAAGGAACUAGCAGCACAUACACACAGUAUGAAAGGAACUGGACUGCUGUUCAAAGCAAAGGGUUGGAGAAGAUCUGCUCCUUACCCAUUCACACCAAUUCAGAAUUGUCCAUUUCCUGCCCUCAACAAACAGCCAUGUUUCAGUCCACACCCAGCAGCCCAAAUGGCUCCUUGCCAUCUACACCCAAGAGUGACUCCGAAUUGCUGGCCAGUCAGAGGAGCGAAGGAAAACCGGACAACCCUGAGAUGCUUUGGACAUGGGGAGAGCUGCCUCAUGCUGCCAAGCCCAUGUCGGAGCCCAUGGUGGUGACCCCAAGAUCAAUCCCACCGUCUGAAAGCACACACUUCAGAGCCAUCUCUGGGGAUGGGAUGGUGGAGUCUCACGGCAGUGAUGUGUAUGUGGCUGAUCUUAGGGUUGAAGAGGUAAGAUCUGCUGCUGCUGUAGAUGUGGAGGCCAUCAGUGCAGCCGCCCAUCUUAUCACAGACCCAGAAGAGGGGCGGCACAGUCCUGGAGCUCAUGCCAUUAGCAAGACAGACUCUCCAUCCAAGAGAAAAGACAAAAGGAGCCGGCACCUGGGAUCAGAUGGAGUAUAUCUGGAUGACAUCACAGAGUUGGAGCCUGAGGUGGCAGCCUUGUACUUUCCAAAGAGUGAUGGAGCAACUUCUGUGAGGGGUGGGGCAGAUUCGAGAAGUGCCAGUCAGUCCCCUCAGUCAGUAGGCAGCAGUGGAAUGGACAGUGGGGUGGACAGCUUUUCUGACCAGUUAGGAGACUUGCAUCAUAUUGCCAUCUCUCUAUGUGGAGGACUGACAGAAAACAGAGAGAUCACUAGAGAGGAAUUUGAGGAACGAGCAAUAUCUUAUCAGGAGUUUGCAGAUAAUCCAUCUAUCAUUGAUGAUCCCAACCUGGUCAUAAAGAUUGGCACUAAGUAUUAUAAUUGGACCACAGCCGCUCCUAUCGUACUAGCCAUGCAGGUUUUCCAGAAGCCCUUGCCAAUGUAUUCCUGCCUGAGUUAUGUCUACUCUGCUCUUGGUUUCUUCACUUACUGUUUUCCUAGCGUGUUCGGCUCUAGCCCUGCCACAGUGGAGAACAUCAUGAAGGAGAAGAUGCCCAAGAAAGGAGGACGCUGGUGGUUUUCAUGGCGGGGCAGAAACAACAGCUCCAAAUCGGAAUCAGCAUCUGACCAGAUUGAAGGUGGAGAGGAUUCUACAAGAACAGCAUCUGUGAGCAGAUUAAAGGAUGAAUCAUCAUCCAGUGAAGAGGACAGUGGAGGUACUAAACAGAAUCCUGUGAGCAAUCAGCCCGAAGUUCUCCACUGCACUGGAGGCCACUGCUACAGGAAGACACUUCGUUUGUCCUCAGAACAGCUAGCCAGUCUGCACUUAAAAGAUGGCCCCAAUGAUGUGGUCUUCAGCGUCACCACCCAGUAUCAGGGCACCUGCCGCUGUGAAGGCACCAUUUAUCUGUGGAACUGGGAUGACAAGAUAGUGAUUUCAGAUAUCGAUGGCACCAUCACAAGGUCUGACACCCUGGGACACAUUUUACCCACACUGGGUAAAGACUGGACACAUCAGGGCAUUGCCCGACUCUACCACAAAGUCAGCCAGAAUGGCUACAAGUUUAUGUACUGUUCAGCUCGGGCAAUUGGCAUGGCUGAUAUGACCCGGGGUUACCUCCACUGGGUUAAUGAAAGAGGCACCAUGCUACCCAUGGGACCUGUGCUGCUUAGUCCCAGUAGUCUGUUCUCUGCGUUACACAGGGAGGUCAUUGAGAAGAAGCCAGAAAAGUUUAAAAUUGAAUGUCUGAACGACAUUAAAAACCUGUUCUAUCCAAGCACAGAACCCUUCUAUGCUGCUUUUGGAAACAGAGAAACAGAUGUUUAUUCAUAUAAAGAGGUUGGAGUGCCUUUGAACAGAAUAUUCACUGUGAAUCCUAAGGGAGAGCUCAUCCAAGAACAUGCAAAGACCAACAUAUCAUCUUAUGGACGUCUAUGUGAGGUCGUGGAUCAUGUCUUCCCUCUUCUGAUAAGAGGGAACACCACCGACUUCCCCUGUUCAGACACCUUCAGCCAGUUCACCUUCUGGAGAGAGCAGUUACCAGAGGUAGACAAGCAGGAUCAACAUGCCGAGAGCAGCUGAAAGGACAUACAGUUCUGUAAAAAGAUAGCAUCCUCUACAAACUCAGCUCUGACGUUGCACUGCCACAGGUAUUCCUCUACGCACAAGCAACUUAGCACUUUCCAGACCGCAUGCCACUCUCUGCCUGGUCCUUCAUUAUUUGACAUUUUUAUAAACAUUUAUCACUUCUGUGUGUGCUAAUAUUUUGUUUUACUGGAAAUAAUCUGGUAGAAUAUUACACAGCUCAUAUUAGGGAAUUUGUUUAUUGUUUAUUGAUGAGGUUACAGUUAUUUUAAAGUCCCAAAAGCGUUAUUCAUUACCAACAAGACAAUUGCAUUAUGCUAUAAAAAAAAUGUCUAUUGGCUUUGUCCAAUGAUGUAAAGAUGUAUGAGGGAACACAGUUAUUUUAGUACAUAGUAUAAAAAGUUUUUGAGCAUUUGUUAUAAAACAUGCUGGGAGAAAUUUAAAAGUUUAAUCAAAUUAAAAAAAUAAAAAACUAUAAUAAAUAAACUCAGAUGUAGGUAUAAAGCCAGCUUUAGUAUAUCUCAGGUGACACAGAAUUCACACAAGGUAGUCUUUUGAAACUUAAAGUGACCUUUCAUAAUAAAAAAAUAUUAACUGUCAGUCUUCAUGUUUUUUUUAACAUCUAAAUUAUUUUACUACUUCAUUUCCUUAACAACAAAACAACAAACGCAAGUGGAUCAAUCUUAAUUGUGCAUCCUGGACACCUUUUUACCACAUACACACUUUACAUUUUGCCAAAUGCUUAUUAUUAUGUGAUAACUUUGCAUUCCUUAUCAUUUGUGUGUAUUUUAUGUAAAGUUCAUAACUCUGACCAGCAAAUAUGAAUCAUGCAGAAAAACAGAAA
Molecule: messenger RNA, 4005 nt
Organism: Cyprinus carpio (common carp)
Lineage: Eukaryota; Metazoa; Chordata; Actinopteri; Cypriniformes; Cyprinidae
Gene: lpin1a
Product: lipin 1a
Biological process (GO): positive regulation of transcription by RNA polymerase II; cellular response to insulin stimulus; triglyceride biosynthetic process
Cellular component (GO): mitochondrial outer membrane; nucleus
Molecular function (GO): phosphatidate phosphatase activity; transcription coactivator activity
Source: RefSeq, a predicted model, not a curated record